This is a messenger RNA of Phacochoerus africanus (Common warthog), 801 nucleotides long. RefSeq names its product olfactory receptor 52B2-like. NCBI's taxonomy places the organism in Eukaryota, Metazoa, Chordata, Mammalia, Artiodactyla, Suidae. The transcript has a single exon. Gene Ontology annotation, biological process: G protein-coupled receptor signaling pathway. The record is from RefSeq and is a predicted model, not a curated record. Gene Ontology annotation, molecular function: G protein-coupled receptor activity; olfactory receptor activity. Bases 1 to 801 code for a protein of 266 amino acids. Gene Ontology annotation, cellular component: membrane.
AUGUACCUGGUGGCCGUGUCAGGAAAUGCUGUCCUGAUCUGCGUGGCGGCAGUGGAGCGUAGUCUUCAGGAACCCACGUACCUCUUCCUCUCCAUGCUGGCAUUUUGGGAUCUGAUUCUAUCCACAGCCACAGUCCCCAAAGCCCUGAGCAUCUUCUGGUUUGAUGACACGGACAUCUCCUUUGGUGGCUGUGUGACCCAGCUCUUCUUCAUGCAUUUUGCCUUUGUAGUAGAGUCAGGCAUUCUCUUGGCCAUGGCUUUUGACCGCUAUGUGGCCAUCUGCUAUCCUCUGAGAUAUACCGCCAUUCUUAGCCAGGACACCAUUGGCAAAAUUGGGGGUGUUGUUGUGCUCAGGAGUUUUGCAACUGUUUUCCCUAUCGUCUUCCUUGUGAAGCGGCUGCCCUUCUGUCGGACAAACAUCAUUGCCCAUACAUUCUGUGAACACAUGGGGCUGGCAAAGCUGGCUUGUGCCGACAUCACCAUCAAUAUUUGGUAUGGAAUCUCCGUGCCAUUACUGAGUGUUAUGCUAGAUUUGGUGAUGACAGUCAUUUCUUAUGGGCUUAUUAUCCGAGCAGUCUUCAGGCUGCCAUCUCGAGAUGCCCGGACGAAAGCACUCAGCACCUGUGGUUCCCGUGUCUGUGUCAUCCUCAUGUUCUACCUGCCAGGGAUCUUCACUGUCACUGCUCAGCGCCUCGGCCAGAAAAUCCCCAAGCAUGUCCACAUCCUGCUGGCCAAUCUCUGUUCUUGUCCCCCCAGUGAUGGAUCCAGUUAUCCAUGGAGUAAAGACCAAGCAGAUCCGUGA